UGGGGAGAGACAUUCCUGCUUGAGGAGAGACCCAGCCCUGCUUGAGGAGAGACACAGCCCUGCUUGAGGAGAAGAGCCGCGUCCAGCUGGGAUCACUCUGGUGCCUGAGCCGUCCUUCUGGAAGCUGGGUGCUGCUCCAGGCAUCUUCGCGGGUGUCGGAGCAGAGCAGGGAAGGGUCAGAGAGGGAUAUUUUUAGACGCUCUUUGUGCUCAGAGAGCAGAAGCAGGCUGUGGUUUAAAGGCCAUUAGCUGCUGGGCACCUUUGGAAGGCUGGGGCAGGGCUGAGGAUUCACGGACACGUUUGGCACGAUGGGAUGGAGCAGCUUUGCAGACGUGAGGACAGUUUUUGGGCUGAGCAUUGAAGUGAAGAUCCCAAGAGGAGCCUGGCUCUGGGCAGUGCAGCCCCUUUAGCUGCCACGUGGACAGGCAGCGGGGCCAGGGCGGCUGAUCCCCCAAAAGGACCUGGUCCCAUUGCUUGUGGGGUGACAUUUGCUCCAAUGGCUGCAGAAGAGGAGCAGGAGAAGAGCAGACAAGAGAUCCGCAUGUCAGACUAUCACGACCCCCACGAUGGGGAGUCAGACCCCCAGCACGGCAUUACUGUGGUCUUCCUCCUCGUCCUUGUCUUCUUCAUCAUGGGGCUGGUGGGGUUCCUGAUCUGCCAUGUCCUGAAGAAGAAGGGCUACCGGUGCCGCACCUUCCGGGACGAGCUUGACCCAGAUGACAAAGAGGAGGUGGAGGAGCUGCAGGAUGAUGAGGCCGAGAAGAACGAUGACACCGUGGAGAAGAUUGUGAGAUGCAUCAUCCAAAAUGAAGCAAACGUGGAGGCCCUCAAGGAGAUGUUGGGGGAAAACGAAGGGGAUGUGCCAGUGCCAGUGCCCAGCCUUUGUCACCACAGCAGCAGCCAGGACGGGGGCCCGCCACAUCACCACACGGUGCACCUGGGCUCCACGCAGGCCCCCUGCAUCCACUGCAGCAGGAGGAAGAGGCACCCGCUGCAGCGCCAGGGCCGCUCCAAGGAGGGCAAAAGCAGGAUGCAUCCCGGAGAGACCACCGUCUUCUCAGUGGGCAGGUUCCGUGUCACGCACAUCGGGAAGAAGCCGCCCGUGGCGGAGCAGCAGGACGGGGCCGUGCCCGCGGGCAGCCGGCCGCCGAGCACGGAGGAGCUGGAGCGCAGCAGCGAGGCGCUGCCGCGGGAGCGGGCGCUCAACGGGACUGUCCCCACGGGCGGCCUGCACAACGGAGCCGUCCGCACGGGCACCCAGAGCGCCAGAAGCGCGGAGCAAAGCCUGGCCGCCAGCCCGGCCGCGAACACACCGGCCAGCUCCGGCUCCCGUGACGGCCGGCGGGCGGGCGCGGGGUCCGGCACGGCGGGGUCUGGCACGGCCGGGUCCGGCACGGCAGGGCUCGGCACGGCCGGGUCCGGCCCGGCGGGGUCCCUGCAGGAUGCUGGCUCCGCUCCCGGGAGCUCGAGCCGCCAGCGCAGGCUGAUGAGCCUGCCCGUGAUGGGAGCGUCGAGUCCCAACAUCCCAGGAGAGCUGGCACGGGAAGGAGCCGGCAUCUGCCUGGAGGAGAUCGGACUGGCGUCGGCGGAUGAAGUGUCGGAUAUCCACGGGAGCCUGAGUCUGCAGGAACAGGCCGAUGAGCUGGGGAGAGACGAGAGCAGCAGGAGGCAGUCCGGAGGGGAGGACGGGAAGCAGCAGGAGCCCAGCGUCGCGGAGCAGGACCGAGUGUGACCUCCUCUCCGCUCCCGGCUGGAGCGUGCACCGGAGGCGCGCAGCCCCCGGGCCCCUCGGGGCUGGGGCUCUGCCGUGGGGCAGCCGCGGGGCAGCCGUGCCCGGCCCCGGGUGGGCAGCUACGCGCUUGGCAUGGCCGGAGCGACGCGCCGGCGGCACCGACAACCGCGCUCGGCGCCAGCCUUCAUCCCAUUGGCAAUAGGUACCCGAGUCCCACCCACCGCACCCUCCCCGGAGACCCCCCGAGGGACCCUCGGGCCUGGCAGGGGCAGGACGGCACCCAGAGCCCGCUGCCCCCGCGGCCCCCAGCUCGGGGGAAGGACCAGAGGGGGCCGCGGCGAGGGGCAGGGAUGGAGGCAGCGGCUCGGGCCCCCCCCGGGGCGGUGGGGAGCACCCCCAGGCACCGGGCACGAUCACCACAGAGCACAGCCCCCCCGGGCACCCCUGCCACGCAGAGCGGGCACAGGCACACACCCUGCACCGGCAGGGCCCUGGGAGAUGCUGGCGGAGAGAGGAGCUCCCGGCACCGGAGGGGCCGCAGCCCGGCCCCGGGGGCGGGAUGGCCCCGGGCCAGGCCAGCUUCGGUGUGUAACGCCCUGUACAUAGAUGAGCUACAACCAUUAAAGCUGCUGAACCCCU
Messenger RNA from Passer montanus (Eurasian tree sparrow), 2371 nucleotides. RefSeq names its product RELT like 2 (gene RELL2). Gene Ontology annotation, biological process: positive regulation of cell-substrate adhesion; positive regulation of p38MAPK cascade. The record is from RefSeq and is a predicted model, not a curated record. The transcript is spliced from 8 exons. The coding region runs from base 497 to 1732 and encodes 411 amino acids. Lineage: Eukaryota; Metazoa; Chordata; Aves; Passeriformes; Passeridae.